Messenger RNA from Syzygium oleosum, 5859 nucleotides. Its product is annotated as callose synthase 12. Gene Ontology annotation, molecular function: 1,3-beta-D-glucan synthase activity. The transcript has 2 exons. Bases 124 to 5451 code for a protein of 1775 amino acids. NCBI's taxonomy places the organism in Eukaryota, Viridiplantae, Streptophyta, Magnoliopsida, Myrtales, Myrtaceae. Gene Ontology annotation, cellular component: plasma membrane; 1,3-beta-D-glucan synthase complex. Gene Ontology annotation, biological process: (1->3)-beta-D-glucan biosynthetic process. The record is from RefSeq and is a predicted model, not a curated record.
CCCUAAACCUCGAAGAAUUCAAGCCAUACUCCGAAGCUUCAUCGAGCAGCAGCAGCAGCAGACCCCGCACAGUCGAAGCUCUCUUCCGAUUCGUCUCCCCGCCGCCGCCGCCGGAUCUCUCUCAUGAGCCUCCGGCAGCGCCCCCCGCCGUCCCAGCACCGCCGCCCCGGCGGCGAGGAGGAGGAGGAGGUGGAGGAGGAGGAGGAGGUCUACAACGUGAUCCCCAUCCACAACCUCCUCGCCGACCACCCCUCCCUCCGCUUCCCGGAGGUCCGCGCCGCCGCCGCCGCGCUCCGCACCGUCGGCAGCCUGAGGAGGCCGCCCUUCUCGCCGUGGCGGGAGCACUACGACCUCCUCGACUGGCUCGCCCUCUUCUUCGGGUUCCAGGCCGACAGCGUCCGCAACCAGCGGGAGCACCUCGUCCUCCACCUCGCCAAUCUCCAGAUGCGCCUCUCCCCGCCCCCGGACAACAUCGACUCCCUCGACCCCGCCGUCGUCCGCCGCUUCCGGAAGAAGCUGUUGAGGAACUACUCCGACUGGUGCGCCUUCCUGGGGAAGAAGUCCAACGUCUGGAUCUCCGAUCGCCGCCAGUCCACCCCGGAUCCGCGCCGCGAGCUCCUCUACGUGUCGCUCUAUCUUCUCAUCUGGGGCGAGGCCGCGAACUUGCGCUUUAUGCCCGAGUGCCUCUGCUAUAUAUUUCAUAACAUGGCCAUGGAGCUGAACAAGAUCUUGGAGGAUUACAUCGAUGAGAAUACUGGGCGGCCUGUGUUGCCCUCGUUCUCGGGGGAGAAUGCGUUUCUGAACACGGUGGUGAAGCCCAUUUACGAGAUUGUCGGGGCUGAGGUGAAGGCGAGUGAGAACGGGACCGCGCCGCAUCGCGCCUGGAGGAAUUACGACGAUAUCAACGAGUACUUCUGGAGCAAGAGGUGCUUUGAGAAGUUGAAAUGGCCAGUUGACGGCGGGAGUAACUUCUUCGUGACUAGCGGGAGGAGCAAUCGCGUGGGGAAGACGGGUUUCGUGGAGCAGAGGUCGUUUUGGAACCUGUUUAGGAGCUUCGACCGAUUGUGGGUUAUGUUGGUCUUGUUUUUGCAGGCGGCCAUUAUUGUUGCUUGGGAGGGGACGGAUCCGUGGAAGGCAUUGGAGAGUAGGGAGGUUCAGGUAAGGGUUUUGACUGUGUUUUUCACUUGGAGUGGAAUGCGGUUCCUGCAGUCUUUGCUGGAUAUAGGAAUGCAGUAUAGGUUGGUAUCGAGGGAGACGAUGGGGCUUGGAGUGAGAAUGGCGCUGAAGACUGUCGUUGCCGCUGUGUGGAUCAUCGUCUUCGGGGCGUUCUAUGGGCGCAUUUGGUCUAAAAAAAAUGCCGACGGGGGAUGGUCUGGCGCAGCAAAUACGAGGGUGGUCAAUUUUCUUGAGGUAGCCCUUGUUUUCAUUCUGCCGGAGCUGUUAGCUUUGGCUCUCUUUGUCAUUCCUUGGAUUCGCAAUUUCCUGGAGGGAACGAAUUGGAGGAUCUUUCACUUGAUGACUUGGUGGUUCCAGAGCAGAAUUUUUGUGGGCCGUGGUCUUCGGGAAGGUCCGGUGGAUAAUGUGAAGUAUACUCUGUUCUGGAUUAUGGUGCUUGCCACAAAGUUCUCCUUCAGUUACUUUAUGCAGAUCAAGCCCAUGAUCAAGCCGACAAAAGAGCUACUGGAUCUCAACGACGUGAAAUAUGAAUGGCAUGAAUUCUUUAAUAAUAGCAAUAGGUUUGCAGUUGGGCUGCUGUGGCUUCCUGUCGUGUUGGUGUACCUUAUGGAUUUGCAGAUUUGGUACUCCAUAUAUUCCUCGUUUGUGGGAGCAGCAGUUGGGUUGUUUGAUCAUUUGGGCGAGAUCCGAAAUAUUCAGCAGUUGAGGUUGAGGUUCCAAUUCUUUGCUAGCGCUAUUCAGUUUAAUCUGAUGCCAGAAGAGCAGCUUCUGAAUGCAAGGGGCACGCUGAAAAGCAAGUUUAAUGAUGCCAUUCGCCGAUUGAAGUUGAGGUAUGGACUAGGCAGGCCAUAUAAAAAGCUCGAGUCCAAUCAAGUGGAGGCACGCAAGUUCGCUUUGAUAUGGAAUGAGAUAAUUGGUAUAUUUAGGGAGGAGGAUAUUGUCUCUGAUCGCGAGGUUGAGUUAUUGGAGCUGCCGCCCAAUACUUGGAAUGUCAGGGUCGUCCGUUGGCCUUGUUUUCUCCUUUGCAAUGAGCUGCUUCUUGCUCUGUGCCAGGCGAAAGAGCUGGUAGAUGCUCCUGAUAAGUGGCUGUGGUAUAAGGUCUGCAAGAACGAGUACAGGCGCUGUGCUCUCAUUGAAUCGUAUGAUAGUGUGAAGCACCUGCUGCUGAAGAUAAUCAGGGUCAACAGUGAAGAGCAUUCGAUUAUGACAGUACUCUUUCAAGAGAUUGAUCAUUCUAUUGAGAUCGAGAAGUUUACCCAGUCAUUCAAAAUGACUGCGCUUCCUCAGAUUCACAAUAAUCUGAUAAAGCUCGUCGAACUGUUGAUCAAGCCUAAGAAAGACCUGAGCAAGGUGGUGAACACGCUGCAGGCACUUUACGAGAUUGCCAUUAGAGACUUUCUCAAGGAAAAGAGGACCGCUGGACAGCUGAAGGCAGAUGGUCUGGCACCCAGAGAUGCUGCUUCUGGUGCUGGUUUGCUUUUUGAGAACGCAGUCGUAUUGCCUGAGCCAGAUGAUGAGAAGUUCUAUAGGCAGGUCCGGCGAUUGCACACUAUCCUUACCUCCCGGGACUCGAUGCAUGACAUUCCUGUAAAUCUCGAGGCGCGAAGGCGAAUUGCCUUUUUCAGUAACUCACUGUUCAUGAACAUGCCUCAUGCUCCCCAAGUAGAGAAGAUGAUGGCUUUCAGUGUUCUGACUCCCUACUACAACGAAGAAGUCGUAUUCAGCAAAGAACAACUUCGUACUGAGAAUGAGGAUGGAAUCUCCAUUUUGUAUUACUUGCAGACAAUAUAUGAUGAUGACUGGAAGAACUUCAUGGAGAGGAUGCGUCGUGAGGGGAUGGUAAAGGACAGUGAGAUCUGGACAACCAAGUUGAGGGAUCUCAGGCUUUGGGCGUCAUAUCGAGGGCAGACUCUUGGCAGAACGGUGAGGGGGAUGAUGUAUUAUUAUAGGGCCCUCAAGAUGCUGGUUUUUCUUGAUUCUGCAUCAGAAAUGGAUGUCAGGGAAGGGCCGGUAGAGCUUGGGUCAAUGCGUAGAGAUGGUACUCUGGAUAGCUUUGACUCGGGAAGGUUGCCUUCUUCCAAGAGCCUUAGCAGAGCAAGCAGUUCCGUAAGCACUUUGUUUAAAGGCCACGAGGAUGGCACGGCCAUGAUGAAAUACACGUAUGUGGUUGCCUGCCAAAUUUACGGGGCCCAGAAGGCCAAAAAGGACCCUCAUGCUGAUGAAAUAUUGUACCUGAUGAAAAACAAUGAAGCCCUGAGGGUAGCGUAUGUAGAUGAAGUAUCCACUCGAAGGGAUGAGAAGGAGUAUUAUUCGGUUCUUGUGAAAUAUGAUCAGAAGCUACAGAAGGAAGUGGAAAUAUACAGGGUGAAGCUGCCUGGUCCUGUGAAAGUUGGAGAGGGAAAGCCAGAGAAUCAGAACCAUGCUCUUAUUUUCACUCGUGGAGAUGCAGUCCAGACCAUUGACAUGAACCAAGACAACUAUUUCGAGGAGGCACUCAAGAUGCGGAACUUAUUGGAAGAAUAUAGGGCUUUUUACGGCAUCCGCAAACCCACAAUCUUGGGAGUGAGAGAACAUAUUUUUACUGGUUCAGUUUCAUCUCUUGCUUGGUUUAUGUCUGCACAGGAGACGAGUUUUGUCACAUUAGGGCAGCGUGUCUUGGCCAACCCUUUGAAAAUUCGGAUGCACUAUGGCCAUCCGGACGUUUUCGAUAGGUUUUGGUUCUUGAGUCGGGGUGGGAUUAGCAAAGCUUCCCGGGUUAUCAACAUCAGCGAGGACAUUUUUGCCGGUUUUAAUUGCACUCUGAGGGGAGGGAAUGUCACGCACCAUGAGUACAUCCAAGUAGGGAAGGGGAGGGAUGUUGGGUUGAAUCAGGUAUCCAUGUUCGAGGCCAAAGUUGCCAGUGGAAAUGGUGAACAAGUUCUUAGCAGGGAUGUUUACAGGUUGGGGCACAGGCUAGACUUCUUUCGCAUGCUCUCCUUCUUUUACACGACCGUUGGAUUCUUUUUCAACACAAUGAUGGUUAUAUUGACUGUGUAUGGGUUUUUGUGGGGUCGACUUUACCUGGCUCUGAGUGGUGUUGAGGCUGCUGCCACCAGUGGUGACAAUAGAGCACUUGGUACCAUUUUGAAUCAGCAGCUUAUCAUCCAACUAGGUCUAUUCACGGCCCUUCCGAUGAUAGUGGAGAAUUCUCUUGAACUUGGGUUUCUUCAAGCUAUCUGGGAUUUCAUAACCAUGCAGCUCCAGCUUUCAUCUGUUUUCUACACAUUUUCCAUGGGAACCCGUACCCACUUCUUUGGCCGGACUAUUCUUCAUGGUGGUGCCAAGUACCGUGCUACUGGCCGGGGUUUUGUUGUGCAGCACAAGAGCUUUGCGGAGAAUUAUAGGCUAUACGCUCGCAGUCAUUUUGUUAAAGCGGUUGAACUUGGUCUCAUACUUACUGUUUAUGCAUCGCACAGUCCUAUUGCCAAAGACACUUUCGUGUACAUUGCCUUGACCAUUACAAGUUGGUUCCUUGUCGUGUCAUGGAUCAUGGCUCCAUUUGUGUUCAACCCUUCUGGUUUUGAUUGGUUGAAAACUGUCUACGACUUUGAUGAUUUUAUGAAUUGGAUAUGGUACCGUGGUGGUGUGUUUGCAAAGGCUGAACAAAGUUGGGAGAGAUGGUGGUAUGAGGAGCAGGAUCACCUCAGAACCACUGGCUUUUGGGGAAAGAUUUCUGAGAUAAUUUUGGAUCUUCGCUUCUUCUUUUUUCAAUAUGGCAUUGUCUACCAGCUUGGCAUUGCUUCGGGAAGUACCAACAUUGCUGUUUAUUUGCUAUCUUGGAUUUUUGUUUUCGUGGCUUUUGGAGUAUACUGGGUGAUAUCAUAUGCUCAGGACAAGUAUGCAGCAAAAGACCACAUCUACUAUCGGCUUGUUCAGUUCCUUGUUAUUAUUCUUGGAAUUCUCUUAAUUUUUGCAUUGCUGGAGUUUACUAACUUCAAAUUCAUGGACAUUUUCACUAGUCUGUUGGCGUUCGUCCCCACUGGGUGGGGCAUCAUAUUGAUCGCUCAGGUGCUCCGACCAUUUCUGCAGAGGACCAAGCUCUGGGAUAGUGUUGUUUCUGUGGCCCGGAUGUACGACAUUAUGUUUGGAGUCAUAGUCAUGGCCCCAGUAGCAUUACUAUCUUGGAUGCCUGGGUUUCAGUCAAUGCAGACACGAAUCUUAUUUAAUGAAGCUUUCAGUCGAGGCCUACGAAUAUUCCAGAUUGUUACUGGAAAGAAAUCGAAGGUUGACUUGUGAUCGGAGGCUCGAAGUCAACGUGAGAUGUAGAAAUACUGUAGAAUCUGAGAGACUUGAUCCAGAGUUGUUGUGCAUGACCAUGGUGACUCUCCAGCUCCUUGCGAUUGGAUUUGAUUGCGAGGGUGUUCAUAGCUCUGCUUCCUUUUUUGUACUGUUUAUACCCCAUCUGCUGCUGUAAUUAGUUACUAAGUACCGAGUGACUUCAUUAGAGUGCGGUCAGAGAGUUCCCCAUGAGAUCGAUCGAUGGAGAUUUCUGUGAUCUUAAUAUUGCAUGACGAGGUAGUUACACACUUGUGUGAUUCUUUCAUCACAUAAUGCAUACAUUUGUUUCCAUGCCCACAUUUGAGUUUGGUAUGGGACACGAUGAGAACACCGAUGUCCUGUACAAUGCGCGAGCGAUUCUUGUUA